GAAUUUCGCGGGAUCGAGUUUGGCGCUAAAAAGACUCUUCUUCUGUUGUAUGGAGAGUGCCGCUCUGCGCUGUACGGACAGUUGGCUUGGAUUGGUUCCGAUUCCGUUUCAGAGGCAGACUCGCUAACCUGGAUCCGAACUCAUAGAACCCUGACAACAUUUGUUUCCCUUUUUACUGCUGGAUAUUUAAAUGUGUUUGUUUAUUUAGGGAGCCGCUUUUAGUGACUGGUAAGGGAAGGUUUCUUUAAACUAUUCUGCAGAACAAAGGAUCAUAACAUUGAGUGUAAUAUAAAUAUCCUAAUAAUAUAAAAAAAAACACGCUUAGUCUGCAUGUUUACUUUUCAUAUUGAUCAUAUUGCAGGUUAAUUGCACUGUUGUUCUGCAUUUCAUUUCUGUGCUCGGCUCACGACAAGCUUCUCCCUCCGCUGCACCAAUCCGGUUAACUUUAGUUUACUCAGGAAAAUGAUGCGGAUGCCCAGAGGCGUCUCUCCCGCACCGGCCCGGCCGUCCGCGGGGCUCCCCUGCGCCCAGCAGAAGAUGAAGGUUUUGUCCGGCGGCGGAGGGAAGACCGAGCUGUUCUGCAGCGGACUGUCCAGCCCGCCGAUGAGCUCGGUACCGGUCGGAUACUUCACCCAGAUCGGCAACACGACAGCGGCCGAACAAAGAGCCAACAGUCUGUACUCGACCCCCCACGGACCGGACGCGAAGCCCAUCAGAUCAUCCUCCGGGCGCCUGCCGGCGAAAAGGAAGCUGGACCUGGAGGACCCUCUUUACCUGCCAGAGUUUCGCACACCUAAAGGGAAAUGCAGCGUCACAGCAGGACUACCAAGCCCACGAAGUGAGUCAGCCUCCUGGAGCAAAUCAGGACAGAGUGCUGCUCAUAUCAGCACGCCAAAGUCUCCAGGCGAGCGGACGCGGUACGACACUUCGUUGGGCCUGCUGACAAAGAAGUUUGUGGGACUGAUUGCAGAAUCUGCUGAUGGAGUUCUGGACCUUAACUGGGCCACUGAAGUUCUGGAGGUCCAGAAGAGGCGGAUCUAUGACAUCACCAAUGUCCUGGAAGGUGUGCAGCUCAUCCGAAAGAAGUCCAAAAACAACAUCCAGUGGCUGAUGGGGAAUGUUUUUGAAGGCGGCGUUGCUGGAGGAGAAAAGGCCUUUGCUCUGAGGAGAGAGCUGGGGGAUCUGGAGAGAGCGGAGCGGUCUCUGGAUGACCUGAUUCAGUCCAGCACCACUCAGCUCAAACAGCUCACAGAGUUCAAAGACAGCCAAAGUCUGGGAUACGUGACAUACCAGGACAUCCGCUCCAUCGGCAGCCUCCGAGAUCAGACGGUGAUCGCAGUCAAAGCACCGGCUGAGACCAAGUUGGAGGUGCCAGACACUGCAGGGGGCUCAUUACAGAUCUAUUUAAAGAGUAGGAAUGGGCCUAUAGAGGUGUACCUGUGUCCUGAGGAAGGGCUUGAAGAUGCCAGCCCUGUUAAGAGCACAGUCACCCCUAAAAAGGAAGACCUGAAGAAACCGGUGACGACCACCGGAACGCCACAGACCCAGGCUGUCAAAGACGAGCCUGUUGAAGUGAGUGUAUCCACUUCAUCUCCAGCUUCAGUUUCAGCCCCCUCCUCAGCCGCUACCUCUGCUCCCUCUCUUCUCGACGUGGAGGGGCUGCUGGGUUUGCCUCCCAGUCUGCUCCAGAUCACAGAGGACCAGCUGCCCGGCGCCUCCUUCACUACAGAUCCCAGCGCUCCCUUCGUCAGCUUCUCUCCACCUUUAGACCACAGCGACUACCUCUGGAGCCUGGAGGAUAGUGAAGGGGUGUCGGAUUUCUUUGACACCUAUGAUCUUGGAGAUUUACUGAAGAGCUGAGGGAGAUGGGGCAAUGAUUUAAGAAAAAAAAUGUGUGAAAUAUUUAAAGGAAUGCUUGAUUGGAGCAAAUGAAAUUACACUAUGAAGCCAUUGCUUGUUUUUAUUUCUUUAGAGCCAUUGUUGGUUUUACAGUCAAAACCAUUUGGACUUAUUGUGGCGUGACUGAGCGGGCAUGAAGUCAGAGUUGUAAAAUGCAGGGAUUUUUGUGGGUUUGUAGGAACAUUUACAGAUUGUGCUGAGGAGAUUAGAAACUAUCAGCUCAAAAGAGGAGCAGCUUUUGGUGCAUAACAUUUCAUGUGGAGAAAAUGUGAUGCAUGUUCGUUGUGACCAACUUAGGGUUUUUUUCUCCAAAGCCUACAAGGAUUUGACCUGUAGGGGGCAGCCUUGCAUUAUGUCAGCUUUAAAUCUAGUUGAGCUUUACAGGAUUUAAUCACUGGAUAAAAGUAAGCUGUAGCUGCACAGAGUUCUGAUUCAGGUUUUU
Molecule: messenger RNA, 2341 nt
Organism: Xiphophorus couchianus (Monterrey platyfish)
Lineage: Eukaryota; Metazoa; Chordata; Actinopteri; Cyprinodontiformes; Poeciliidae
Gene: e2f2
Product: E2F transcription factor 2
Exons: 7
Coding region: 463-1860 (465 amino acids)
Biological process (GO): regulation of transcription by RNA polymerase II
Cellular component (GO): RNA polymerase II transcription regulator complex
Molecular function (GO): DNA-binding transcription factor activity, RNA polymerase II-specific; protein dimerization activity; RNA polymerase II cis-regulatory region sequence-specific DNA binding
Source: RefSeq, a predicted model, not a curated record